AUGUUCCCAAGAAGAGCUCGAACGAUCUUGCACUUCAAUCAGAUAAUUUCAAAACGUUGCAAUGCGAAAAUCUCAGCUACAAACGAGUUGAAAAACUACCCUUGUGCAUUAUACUCAACUGGGUUGGGUUAUGUUGGGCUACCAAGAAGGCUCAGCAAGUCUGAUAAAAAGCCAUGGGUAACUGAUAUCAAUGAAGUGAAACGUAAAGCUAGAUUGGAAAAGAAAGAGAGAAGAGUAGUUAGAGAGGUCACUUUAAGCCCUCCCGAAAAUGGGCUGUUGGUAAAAGAACUAAUACCAGUUGCUCACGAAGUUUUAGCUGCCAGAAGUGAGUUAUUCACUUGCAUAUCCAUACUUGCUGAUAGCAUUCCUAUUCAUUCUUGCAGUGUUUGUGGAGAAGUUCAUGUGGGCAGUCCACCCCACCAAAUUAGAACAUGUAAUGUAAGCGGUAGUAAGAACGACAAAGAGCAUACUUGGGCUAGUGGUGGCAUUGAGCACGUAUUGCCCAUCGUGGAAUCUUUUCAUCUGUAUGAUAGGUUGGGAAGAGCCGUUUCCCAUAAUGAGCGGCUACAAGUGGAUCGAAUUCCAGCUGUCGUGGAACUGUGCAUUCAGGCCGGUGUGGACAUUCUCGAGUACCCGACAAGAAGAAGAGAAUUCCCUGUUUACUGUGUUGCUGGGAGGAUACUAGAUUUUGAAAAGAGGUUCUCCAAAAAUGAUUUAUCCCGAAAGGACAUAGACACGUUCGGCUUUUGGGAGAUGGCAAAGAGGUUGAAUGACAGUGGAAGGUCUUCAAAUUUCCCUCAUAAGGAUCUGAAAGGUAUUGCAGCGCAAGGCAUGGUAGCGUGGGAAAAAAUGAGGUCAGGAGUCAUUGAACUUAUGCAGAAGUAUGCUGUCAAAACAUGUGGGUAUUGUUCGGAAGUCCAAGUAGGGCCUAAAGGGCACAGGGUGAGGCAAUGCCUGGCAUUCAAGCACCAGAUGAGGGACGGGCAACAUGCCUGGCAAGAAGCAAUUAUAGACGAUCUUCUUCCACCCGUGUAUGUGUGGCAUGUUCAACGUUCGCAAGACAGACUUUUGGUCGAUGCUUUGAAGAGGUAUUACGGACAGUUGCCCGCAGCAGUUGAAUUGUUUUCACGAGCUGGAGCUGAGGUUGGGACGAAAUACAGUGGUAUGUGGGGAGAUGUAGUAGUACCUGGAUUAGAUGAGGAAAGGUUGGUUGUUUGA
Messenger RNA from Fraxinus pennsylvanica, 1218 nucleotides. The record is from the annotation of a GenBank genome assembly. Lineage: Eukaryota; Viridiplantae; Streptophyta; Magnoliopsida; Lamiales; Oleaceae.